CUACCUGAUCGGAUCACUUGCGGUCACGGACUUGAUGGUGUCGGUGCUUGUGUUGCCAAUGGCGGCUCUUUACCAAGUUUUAGACAAGUGGACACUUGGACAGCUUUGGAUAGAUACUGGGCUAUCACCGACCCAAUAGACUACAUGAAGAAAAGGACAUUAAAACGCGCAGCUCUCCUCAUCACCGUUACCUGGCUGGUCGGCUUUUCGAUAUCGAUUCCACCCAUGUUGAUCAUGAAAUCACAGCCUAAGAGUAAAGCUGAAGAUAUGGCAAAUCCUGAAGCGUGUAUGAUCAGCUACGACCCAUGGUACACAAUUUAUUCUACCUUUUGCGCAUUUUACAUACCUCUGAUUCUCAUGCUGGUCUUAUAUUGGCGUAUAUUCAAAGCGGCAAGAUUUCGCAUUCGCAAAACAGUGCGGAAAACAGAAAAAAAGAGGGUGAAAUGUUUGACAGUGUCACCUGCGCUUUUUAAAAGAGCAAACGGGGAGCUGGGGAAAAACUGGAAAAGCGCAGUCGAACCCAAGCCCCCUGCGUGCGUAAACGGCGCAGUCAAACACGCGGAGGACGGCGAGUCUCUGGAGAUCAUUGAGGUUCACAGCAAUUCGAAAAACAACCUUCCUCUACCUAAUACUCCAAACUCUGUCCCUCUGUUUGAAAACAAACAUGAGAAGAACACCGAGGCGAAGAGGAAACUCGCCCUGGCACGGGAGCGCAAGACAGUAAAGACUCUGGGUAUUAUAAUGGGCACUUUUAUUCUGUGCUGGCUGCCAUUCUUCAUCAAAGCGCUGGUGAUGCCUUUUUGUCCAUCUUGUGAUAUGCCUUUGUGGCUCAUAGACGUCAUUAAUUGGCUUGGCUAUUCAAACUCCCUAUUGAAUCCCAUCAUUUACGCAUACUUCAACAAAGACUUUCAGAGUGCGUUCAAGAAAAUCAUUAAAUGCCAUUUUUGCAGACCAUGAACAUGCGAUUGAUUUGAAUUUUUUAAGCAUAAGUGUCAGUUGCAACAUGCAUUUAACCAGACAAAGAAUAAUGUUGUUUCGAUUUGCUUUCAGAUGAAUGGAAACUUCUUUAGUACACUAUAAAUAUAAUAAUACGUCUUAUUUUAUCAGAUGUAUGUUGAUCUUGUCAUAUCAGGUUUACAUAAUGUGUACAAAAAACAUGUCUUGUGUCACACAUGGAUAUGUAAAAUAAAAAAGUUCCACUAACAA
Molecule: messenger RNA, 1206 nt
Organism: Triplophysa dalaica
Lineage: Eukaryota; Metazoa; Chordata; Actinopteri; Cypriniformes; Nemacheilidae
Gene: htr1ab
Product: 5-hydroxytryptamine (serotonin) receptor 1A b
Exons: 2
Coding region: 145-957 (270 amino acids)
Biological process (GO): adenylate cyclase-activating adrenergic receptor signaling pathway
Cellular component (GO): plasma membrane
Molecular function (GO): G protein-coupled serotonin receptor activity
Source: RefSeq, a predicted model, not a curated record